Molecule: messenger RNA, 431 nt
Organism: Rhopalosiphum maidis (corn leaf aphid)
Lineage: Eukaryota; Metazoa; Arthropoda; Insecta; Hemiptera; Aphididae
Product: leucine-rich repeat and WD repeat-containing protein 1-like
Exons: 3
Coding region: 168-431 (87 amino acids)
Biological process (GO): establishment of protein localization to chromatin; chromatin organization
Cellular component (GO): nuclear origin of replication recognition complex
Molecular function (GO): chromatin binding
Source: RefSeq, a predicted model, not a curated record
GAGUAACUUACUACUUAAUAUACUACUUUAUUAAUGAUAUUUUAAUCCGCAGUGUUUGAUUCGCUUGAACCGUUCCGAAUUUCAGAAUUAUUCCCUGGUGAGCCGGGUGAUAUUUACACUGCAUCAAUCGUCCAUUUUCUAGUCUGUCUGUCUGUCACCCCUCUAUUAUGAGUAAAUGUGAAUUUGUUGUGCACUAUUUCCUCAGAUGUCAUUCAAGGACCGACAAUGAUUCAGCAGACGUGUCCACACAGGUGUGGUAUGCUGCUUUUGAUCCGUCUAAAAAGUCUUACUUGGUUGCCACUUGCGGUGGAAAUAAGGUCUGUGUUAUCGAUGUGAAGACUGGAGUGGUCCAGUAUAGAUGUAUAGUAUUAUAUAUUUAUAUAUUUAAGAGCUGUUUGAUAUUUUACUAUAGUCGUAAAAUCAACGAUUAA